This is a messenger RNA of Paramecium sonneborni, 1630 nucleotides long. The record is from the annotation of a GenBank genome assembly. NCBI's taxonomy places the organism in Eukaryota, Ciliophora, Oligohymenophorea, Peniculida, Parameciidae.
AUAAAAUAUCAUGCUAUCAAGAGUGUAUGGAAGAAUUGCAUCUAAAGUAACUUUUUCUUAAAUUUUUACUAGUCUCAAUUUAAAUUUUCUACAUUGAGAGCUUAAUUACAUGAUUUAAUUUACAGAGAUGAUAAAUCUUCUGAUCUUUAUAAAUUCGCAGCAGCUUGUCCUAAAACAGCAGUAGGAUAAUAAGGAAGUGAGAUUAGAGAAUAAGAAAGAAGAUAUGAAAUAUCUAAACUCUCAAAUGGUAUUACAGUACUUACAGAAUCUGCUUCAUCUCCAUCAAGAGUAGAUGUUGGAAUUCUUUUAGAUGUAGGUAGUAGAGAUGAAACAAAUGAAACUUCAGGAUCAUUGUUAUCAAUUAAAAAUACUUAUUAUAAGACAGUCUUAAACACAAAUGAGACUAUUAAUUAGUAUUGAAGCAUCUAUUAUUUUUAGUGGUGUCAUUUAAUAAUCUGGUGGAGAGUUUGAAAUGGAUUAUGAUUAAGAGAGUGCAUAUUUCAAAGCACAUUGUUUAGCUCAUGAUGUUGUUGAUGUUUUCAAAGUAGUUGCUGAUUGUGCACUUGAACCAAGAUCUGUUGUUGCUGCUAAUUCCGCUAUUGAAAAAAACUACGGAACACAUAACUUAGAAAAUAUUAUAAAAAGUAUCAUGCAUAUGUUUUAAAUGUUUUAGGUGGUGAAGCAUUUAAUGAAACAAUAUUCAAAACUGCUUUUGGAUUAACUGGUUUAGGAAUGCCAUUAAGAGGAUUUAAAAAUAAUAUUGGUAAUCUAAGUGCAUAUACCAUUUAAAAAUUCUAACUUGAAAAUAUUAAUCCAUCCAAAAUCAUAGUAGCUGGUGCUGGUAUUUACAAUCAUUCAGAAUUCGUAAGUCUUGCUUAAGAUGCCCUUGGCUUUAUUUCUGCUGGAUAAAGCACAAAAACAAGAACCUAAACUUAAUAUGUUGGUGGUGAAGUUAGAAAUUUAACAGAUGAUAAUGAAAUUGCUAUUGCUUUAUUAUUCCCAUCUGCUAAUUGGACUAGUUCAUAAGCAGCUGUAUUUUAAGUUUUAAAUGCUCUUUUGGGAUAAACUGGUAGUGCAUAAUCAAGAUUAUAAAGAAAUAGUAAUCAAUUUAUUCUAAAAUUUUAAUAGUUUUAAAUAAGAAUUCUUAUGCUGACGUUGUAGAAAGUUUAAAUUUCACUUUUUCUGAUGCUGGACUAUUUGGUGUUAAAGCUAUUGGAUCAGCUGAUAAAGGAUCUGAAUUACUUCUUAGUGUUUUGAAUGAAUUAAAAUCAUUAACUGGACCAAUUUCAAACUCUGAAUUAACAAGAGCUAAGAACUUAUUAAAAACUUAACUAUUUUUAGCUUUUGAAAGAACAGCUGAUAGAUUAGAAGAAGCUGCUAAAAAUGUAAAUUAUAAUUAAUAAAAUAUUAGUUAAAAGUUUUCAAUUCAAUAAAACUUAAUGAAUAUGCUUCUUUUAUUGAUUCAGUCACAUCUGAUUAAGUUAAUAACGCUGUUGUAGAUUUAUUAAAGACCAGACCAACAUUAGUUGCAGAAGGUGGAUUAGCCAAUAGAUUACCAACAUAUGAUUAAGUGUUGAAUCAAUUAAAAUGAUCCUGUUAUAUUAAAUAAUACAUUCAAAAUCAUUUAUAU